UGCGCCACAAAUAGUCCUAUUAGUACAAGCAACAUUAACGGGCUUACACAGAGAGACUCCCAUUUGAUUGGAUUCUCCACUCACAAUUUUCUUGAUUUUGCUGUUUUUGAUCAUGGCACCACCCUGUAGAAAUAGUUAGAGCUUGAUUAUUUGAAUUUAUUCGUUUGGAAUAUCAUUGUUUUUAACGGGGACCCUUUUGGAGCAACUUUUACGCACGGAACAGAAGUGUUCAGUUUUCACUUCUCCCUCGGUUGUGCCCAAGGACAAAACCCGCCGAUAUGAUUUCAUUUUUGUGCGGAUUGGUGUGCUUUUGUGCUCUGGGUUGUGGCCAACUAACAAGCGGACAGCCGGACGACGGAAAGCGGUACAUCUGCCGGGCGAUCCCCAUCAGCGGCGACCCCAGUUGCCCUGUGACACUAUUACCCGAGCUUAACGCCGGGGGACAGGAAGAGGAGCUCAGAAACACUGUCAUGCAGCUUCGAGAGACAAUUGUACAGCAGAAAGAAACAAUUUCCAAGCAACUCGGCACCAUUAACGAGUUAACCACAAAGCUGUCCCUUUGCGCCUCUACCACCGACGACAGGAGAUACGGCAAGGGGGGUUCGUGGGGAAAAGACAAGCAAAACACUAUGGGAGAUGUUCCCAGAGAUCCAAAUGACUCCAUUGACAAUCUUGGGAAAACCAUGCAGGGGCUCAAGGACCGCCUGGAGAACUUGGAGCAACAGCAGAUGAGGGCCAACGUGUCUGGUGCCGCUUUCCCAAGUGAGCUCCGUGACCUACUGCAACGCAGACUUGGGGAGCUGGAAAAACAACUCUUGAAUAAGGUCAGCAACUUGCAGGAGGAAAAGAGCUUGCUAUCCAACGCCACAGCUGCCUACAGGUUGAAGACAGAGAGCACCUUGAACGCCCUGGUGGAGAGGAUCACUGAGCUGGAGAAAGGAGGCGGAGAUUUCAAGUCGCCAGAGCAGUUUAAGCUGUGCCUCCCCCAGCGGACCAACUAUCUGUAUGGCCGCAUGACAAAGAGCUUGCCGGAAAUGUAUGCGUUUACACUCUGCAUGUGGAUCAAGUCAAGCACCAGUCCUGGCAUCGGAACUCCUUUCUCAUACGGUGUGCCAGGGCAAGCUAAUGAGAUUGUGCUGAUUGAGUGGGGGAACAAUCCAAUUGAGCUGCUUAUUAAUGACAAGGUGGCCCAGCUGCCACUGGAGGUACGUGAUGGUCGUUGGCACCACAUAUGCAUCUCCUGGACCACCCGUGAUGGCCAGUGGGAGGCUUUCCAAGAUGGAGAGAAGCUAGGAGAUGGUGAAAACCUCGCAGCCUGGCACCCCAUCAAACCUGGAGGAGUCAUAAUCCUAGGGCAGGAGCAGGAUGUUGUAGGUGGGCGCUUUGAUGCCGGACAAGCUUUCGUGGGUGAACUGAGCCAAGUCAACAUCUGGGACCGUCUCCUAAAGCCAAAUGAGAUACAGUUGAUGGCAAACUGCAGUUCUUACGUCCCUGGGAAUGUGAUCUCCUGGACGGCAGGCAAUGUCGAAGUUUUUGGGAGGGGGGCAUUCAAACGGCCCUUGGAGAUGUGUCAGGAGCGGCUGCCUAACGCUUAAAAUGUAACUGUUUUUCCCCUCUAUUAAAUCAUUUAAAAGGUGGGCUGCUCAUACUGUGAGGCCGUGAGGCUAUUCCAUAUAUAGACGUGUUAGAGAUGUACGACAAACUUGUGUUUCUAAGGUCUGUGUGUGCUUGUGGGUUAUGUCUGUGUGUGUGGAUGGUGGGCGUUGGAGGGAUUGUGAAGUAAGUAAAAUGCUGUCAGAUGUGUUGGAAAAUACCAAAGUGCAAAUUUAUAUAUAGAGGGUGAACACAACCGCUUACUGCUUACUGUUUAGUUGCAUCCAGAGUGUUUUUCUUCUGCACCAUGUUUAACCUGUCACCAUAGAUCAACCUCUCUCCAUUCAAUCUCUGAAUCAACUCUAGUCUUGUACUUACACACACAUGUUCUGCUACUAUUAGACUGCUUUAUCUAUUAUUGUUGCAUGCUGUGUGGGAGUCAGUUUAAAUUUAAGGUCCGACUUAUGUUAGAUCUUUUCCUUAAUUAGUAAAUGGGAUUAGAGACACGGUUAAACAGGCCUCAGAUCUUGACAAGUUCAAUCACCUUAAAGGGAUUUUACUGGCCCAAAAUACUGUUUUAUGUGACACCUGCUUUGAUAAUAUGUUCAAGACAGCUAAUUCUUUGUUUGACAUUCUGCUGAUUUAAUCUGACAGCUUGUACAUGUAGAUACAUACCAUACAGUGACACUAAUGGGACUUAAAACAGUGCUACCUGUCCAGCCUUCUCAAUAAGCCUAAUGCUGCUUAAAUGCUUAAUCAUGUUGAAACUUAACUCAGAGCUUCAAUAAUGUGAAUUCUUUUAAUUUGUGGUAUUGUUGCUGCUAUCCUCAAAUUAAGCAUUCAGAAAAAUUCACAGACCAGACCCAUAAAAAAAACCUCAAAAUAUGCCCUUGUCCAGUGGAUUUUUUUUUUAUGUGAUGUGUAAUUUUUAGUCUACAUUUUUAGCAUAGUCCACCUUGUGUCGUGGCCUUACUAUUAAUGCUGAAGUGCCAUUAAAUGUUUUUUAAUUGUUGAAAAUUGUUUGCUUUGCCAUUGUAAGAAAAAAGCAAAAUAAACAAAAUAUCUCUUGCAAAAGCUGACUCAAGAGUAUCAUUUACGAAAGCUGAACCGGGCAGAAUACGAAGGACAAAGGGAAAUUAUCAAGGCAUCUGCUACGUCACUAUGGAAAAAGUUACCGGCUAUAAUAUUCUUAUCGUUAAUAUCCUUCUCCCCUAAUCUAAUUUAAUUACUGCAUUAAGUCAAUUGUCCUCAC
Molecule: messenger RNA, 2845 nt
Organism: Cololabis saira (Pacific saury)
Lineage: Eukaryota; Metazoa; Chordata; Actinopteri; Beloniformes; Belonidae
Gene: nptx2b
Product: neuronal pentraxin IIb
Exons: 5
Coding region: 279-1595 (438 amino acids)
Source: RefSeq, a predicted model, not a curated record